CGGCCAUGUCGCUGCUGAGCGGGCCCCGACCGCGGCUCCGCGGCGCUGCCAGGAAGGGACCGAGGAAAGCGACGGCGGCCAAGCGGGAUUGGGACAGUACUGUCCAUGAUUUGACGGUUCACCGUGCAACUCCUGAGGACAUCCUGCGUCGCCAUGAAAUACACAAAUCAAAAAACAAAGCACUGGCACAUCUGGAACUGCAAGAGAAGGCACUGAGAAGAAAAUGGAAGAAGCACAAACAGUUGGCCCCUGAUUCGUUGGAGAAAAGGAAAUUGGCCCUGAUGCAUGAGAUUCUCUCUGAUCAAUACGAUUUGCAAGAUGUACUGAAACGGUCUGAUCAGGUUAUGGCUGUGGUAAAAGACUUGUUUGGGAAUGCCCCUCGCAUGCGAACAGGUUUCCCUAAUGUAACAGUGGCUCCUAACUGUGACUUAGAAUCAUCUCAGGGACCCAUCAUACAAAAAUGGGAACCUCCCACUCAGCUUUCCAUCCUUAGUGAAUCUGUCAUGGAUUCCCAGAGUGAAAUGCAACUGCAUGAGAAAGAGAUGAUGAGGCAACAUCAUGAAGAGAUGUUGAAUGAGCACAGAGAACUAAUUGACGCUCUGACUGCUGAAAUACUUCUAGUAAGGGAAGAAAACAUUGCUAUGCAGAAAAAGCUUCAGCAGUACAUGAUCGAAACAGAUGAAAAGAUGACCUCUCUCACACAAGCAUUUAAAGGCCUCCCUUUGAUAGAACCUAGGAGAGAAGACUUAAGUCCAAGCCAUUUUGGAAUUGCACACAGAAGUCCAUCAUGCACCCAAGAAAAACCUGAUCUGAGCUAUUUUGAAUCCAGGACUGAUGAAGGUGAAAGGAAGAAUAUGCUGAAAUUCCCACAGGAAGAACACCCUGUCAGGACUCCUCAGAGGCCAUGUGCCCCAGUAUUUACAACUGUUUCUCAGCCUGCUGAAAACACUGUGAGAGAGCCAUGCAAGGAGAGGAGCUCACCUUCCCCCCUGAAAACGUGGAGCGUGACUGAAGAAAACUAUCUCAUGUCUCAAAGGCAACCAAUUCCUCCUGCAGACAAAGACUUGCAGAGUUCUCAAGAGAAAAUCAGUUUGUCCUGCCCUGCUGUCACUACCAAAAAUGACAUAGUUGGAGAGUUCUCUCAAAGCAGUGAUCUGCUGGGACAGAUAGCUGAGCUCACACGGCAGAACUCACUAAUUAAAGCUCAGCUGAGCAAAUUCAGAAGCUUCUCUGAAGACAUAAGUGACUGUCUGCCUCAGCCAGACCCAAUACAAAAUGCAGAUUCUUGUCCAGACUCUUCACAAGGGCAGGCUCAUGUUGUGGUACCGAAGAGCUUGGAGGAAAGAAUAGCAGAGCUGAAUCGUCAGAGCACAGAAGCACGUGAUAAACUGCUGCAGCUAAUAGAUCAGCAGAAAUUAGCUGCUGCUGAUACAGUCUCUCAGAGAAUAUCUCCAGUUCUGCCCGCAUCCCGAAAUUGUACUGAAAAUGCAAGGAGGACAACUGAAGUGUCUGUUCCUGUGGCAGCUUCUGUGGACAGCUCCAAAGAAGACAGUGUUUCCCCUGGCAGUGUGACCACUAUGAGAAGGUCUGUAGGAGGCUCUAGCAAACCUUCUUCACCCCUAAGUACCACAUCAGAAAGUGUGACGUUAAAUCCUGUCAGUCAGAGGCCAAAGGCAGAAAAGCAAAAAGAAGAAGGCUGGUUUGCAUUGUCAAUGCACAUUAUGUAAAGGAAGCUGCGCUCAAGUACUAUUAUUUAUUUAUUUUAUAAACUUUCUUACAAAUCACAUUUAUAUCACUGUAGUCUCCCUCUCCGGAUGUACGCUUUAACUCUGAAGUGCUUUCCUGUGAAUUUAAAAAGGUCAGUAGUGCUUACUGUAUUUGUGCCAUACAGAAUACCGUAGGAAGUCCUGGGGAUGAGUUUCCAGAACAGACACACUGCUGUAACGCAACUCCUUUUCGCUCAAUAGGUCUUCCGUAAGUUUGUAAACCGGGGCUGGUGUAGCAAUGAGCUGUUAUUGUAUCUGUGGGUUGCAUUACAUGUACAGGUUGUAUUACCUAUGCUGAAGAAAAAUGAUUCAAGAAAACAUUUGAGAAACUUGAAAUUUCUGCAGCAUGUAUCUCUACAAGAUAAGGGAUUGGAAAAAAAAAGAAAAAAAGAAAGGGAAACUGAGAUGAGGGACUGCACAUACAUGUUCAAAAGCAACGUGGGGAUCAGGAAGCCAGUCUGUUCCUGCUGGAUAAGAAUUUGCUUCAGAAAUUACUUGCUCCUUCUAUGCGUUAUAGUUGCCCCCCAAAAAGGUGUUUUCAGUGCAGUUAACAUACCAAGGACUGCUUCUGAACUUGAGGAUUGCUUUUUUAAAAAAAUUAAGUAUUUUUUUAUAACAAGCAUAACUUGACUUGUGGAAGUUGAAUUAAAAGUUUCUAUUUGUAACAUACUGAAGCAUCAUCUCUGAUGCAACAGAAAACUGAUGAGAGUGCAAUUGUAUUAAGGUAUUCUGGUGUGUGUGUGUGUGUGUGUGCAUACGUAUAUGUUGUUUGUAUGUUGUUUUUAUUUGACUUUUUAAAAUGGCCAUCAUUUUAGUAUUAAUGUUAACCAAUAAAAUCUAGGAUUAUCACAAA
Messenger RNA from Lagopus leucura (white-tailed ptarmigan), 2619 nucleotides. RefSeq names its product spindle and centriole associated protein 1 (gene SPICE1). Lineage: Eukaryota; Metazoa; Chordata; Aves; Galliformes; Phasianidae. Gene Ontology annotation, cellular component: centrosome; centriole; spindle. Gene Ontology annotation, biological process: metaphase chromosome alignment; regulation of centriole replication; mitotic spindle assembly. The coding region runs from base 6 to 1727 and encodes 573 amino acids. The transcript is spliced from 13 exons. The record is from RefSeq and is a predicted model, not a curated record.